UCACUGACGCGUUAGUUAGCAGGGCUGGCUACUCCAGCGCUCUCUGAGUCCAGGUAGAACAACAAUAACGGAAGAGACGCGGACCUGGUACGACUACAGACAAGCCGGCGAUUAGCGUUGAUUUAGAGACACUUCGACGACGAACAUCCGUGUUUCUCGGCCGCUGCCAUUCUGCUACCCAACGUUUGCGAGGUGGACAAAAUGGGGCGGAUCUUCCUUGAUCACAUUGGUGGGACUCGCCUCUUCUCUUGUGCAAACUGUGACACGAUUCUGACCAAUCGAGCAGAACUCAUCUCCACGCGCUUCACCGGGGCCACUGGGCGAGCUUUCCUUUUCAACAAGGUUGUGAAUCUGCAGCACAGCGAUGUGCAGGACAGAGUUAUGUUGACGGGACGACACAUGGUGAGAGACGUCAGCUGCAAGAACUGCAACAGCAAGGUGGGCUGGACGUACGAGUUCGCCAACGAGGGAAGCCAGCGGUAUAAGGAGGGCCGUGUGAUUCUGGAGAGGGCGUUGGUGAGGGAGAGCGAGGGCUUUGAGCACGUUCCCUCUGACAACUCCUGAGAUCACUUUGCUUGCAGUUGUAAGGCUCAAUUCGAGCACGCUACAGCUUUUCCCUGCAGCAGCAGUGCAUGGAUGUAAUGGACACCGUGCCAUUUAUGAGUAGAAUUACACCAAUACAAUAUCCCAGACUAGGGUCAUUGUGGGAAGUUAAAAACAAACAAACAAGUGGUUGAUAUUUUUCCAUAACGUUUAACAUCUAAGAAUAUCUGCUACGAUGUGUUACCAUUUAAAAUUGCCUGCAAUGCGUUCCCAACAUGCUGUGAUGUUUAGGAAAUGUGUUGGUUUUCGCUCACGCUGCCCUACAAGAAGGUCGGUGAGGCUGUGAAGUAGAACAUGAACUAUGUUCUUAACAGAAGAUGUUGUCACUAAGUAGUAUGUUGCAAUAUAUUUAUUUGCCUGUGUUCAAGAGUUCAAUGUGUCAGAAAUUCUUUACCUUAACUAAAUAUGGAGUAAUUUCUCUUUAGUAUUAGCUGUAUCGGAAUAUUCCCUAAAAGCAUCAAUAGUUGUGAUCAUAUUGUUGUUAUCCAUGUAUGACCUGUAGAGUUAAGAUAUCAACACUUUAUUUUAUAUGAUAAAUAAUGAUAAAGUUGAACCAGUUUUACAGUAAUGGAAAAUUGCAUUCAAAACACUUCUCUUGCUGCAAAACCGGAUUUGAGUGAUUUCCAGCAUUUAAUUAAAAUAUUUGGUGGCAAUUGGUAUAAUACUUAACCAAAACUCAUUGUCAAAAAUAAAUACAUUAAAAUGUGUUAAUUGAAUCCGUGUUUUUUUGCAUGCCUUUCCUGAUUUGAUUAUUGUGUCCUUCCUGAAAUAAAACAAAAAAGGUUUGGGGGAAA
Gasterosteus aculeatus aculeatus (three-spined stickleback) is the source of this 1397-nucleotide messenger RNA. Its product is annotated as protein yippee-like 5. The record is from RefSeq and is a predicted model, not a curated record. NCBI's taxonomy places the organism in Eukaryota, Metazoa, Chordata, Actinopteri, Perciformes, Gasterosteidae.